Molecule: messenger RNA, 207 nt
Organism: Cetraspora pellucida
Lineage: Eukaryota; Fungi; Glomeromycota; Glomeromycetes; Diversisporales; Gigasporaceae
Source: the annotation of a GenBank genome assembly
AUGAAGCCUGACAAUCAUUACGAGAAAGGAGUGUGUGAAAGGUGUUUAGAAUGUGUAGCAAGUGAACAAUUCACUCAAAAACUAGAAAAAAGGAAAAGAGCCAUCUUAAUGAUUAGUGAAGUGGGACAAAGGCCAAACUACUGGGAAGAGACGAAUGAAAGGAGCCCCACUGUACUUACCGCAGAAGAACAAAACCCUAAUAUUUGA